Gekko japonicus is the source of this 3022-nucleotide messenger RNA. Its product is annotated as anthrax toxin receptor 2-like. The record is from RefSeq and is a predicted model, not a curated record. NCBI's taxonomy places the organism in Eukaryota, Metazoa, Chordata, Lepidosauria, Squamata, Gekkonidae. Gene Ontology annotation, cellular component: membrane. Gene Ontology annotation, molecular function: signaling receptor activity. The annotation marks the transcript as partial. The transcript is spliced from 5 exons.
GUCAUUAAGGAUCCUCCCCCACCUCCACCUGCUCCAAAAGAGGAAGAAGAAGAAGAGGAUCCCUUGCCUGCAAAAAAAUGGCCAACAGUGGAUGCUUCUUAUUACGGCGGACGAGGAGUUGGUGGGAUUAAAAGAAUGGAGGUUCGCUGGGGUGAUAAAGGAUCAACCGAAGAAGGUGCCCGGCUAGAGAAAGCCAAAAAUGCUGUGGUAACCCUCCCUGAAGAAACAGAUGAGCCAUACCAACCUAGACCACCAAGACCUAAACCUACCUCACAGCUUCCUCAGACCAAGUGGUACACACCAAUUAAGGGUCGACUUGACGCACUGUGGGCUUUGCUGAGACGGCAGUACGACCGGGUGUCUUUGAUGCGACCGCAGCAAGGAGAUGAGGGCCGAUGCAUUAACUUCACCCGAGUGCCGUCUCAGUAAGAGAACACCAAAAGAUGGAAAGCCAUCACCGUUGGAUUAUAACCAAAGAAAGACAAUGAAGCACUUCUACCAGAAUCCUCAGAAUACAACCCAGAAGGCUGCGCCAUCAUUUGGAUCCACCAUAAACCACUUAUUCUGCACCAAGCUGUUACGUCCGCCAUUUUCUUCUAAGCUUGUUACCUCAUACAGUAGCUGUUCAGUAUUAUAGGAUUUGCAGUGGUCAUGUGAAGAAGAACGUCGGCUUUGCGUGCCUUGGUUUUCGUUGAUAAUCGAGGACAGGAAUCACAAGGAAAACGAACCACCAAAGGCGCUCGCUUUUGUUCUCAUCCCCUCAGUAUUGUAGACAAGCUAUAUGUACUCGAGCCUUUCUGUGCCUUUACCAGGAGCUGCAUUGUUUCUCAGACAUGGAGAUGGCACUUGUUAUUUAAAUACGAAAGUAUUAGCCACCGGCAGAAGAGCGAAAUUCCCACCAGGCUUUGAAAAAUGCAAAAGUUCAUUGCCUUACAGCGAUGUCAUAUCACUAAAUCCUUUUGAGUCCAUCCCCACCACCACCACAUCGGAUUGUGCCUUACGGGAACCCUCUGACUGAAAAUCUUGUCACUCUAACACUGAGUAGUGCACACGCUUGACAAAAUGUAGACAUGGGGCCUCAAGGUAUUAGUGGCAAGGCAAGACUUUGCCCUUUAGUUUCCGAAGACACCUUUCUUUCAUUAUGCACCCAGGACAGGAAGAAAAAUUAAUAGAGCGUUAUUCCACAGGAAGACAGCCUGCAAGCAGAGAUCUUGAGCGGAGAUGGAGGGACUGAUGCUUCAAGGCCUCGGCACUGUGGCUGAUACAUCCCCCCCCCUUUCUUGCACUCAGCAUUUAGUAGCGCAUAAAAACGUGAUCCUUUAUGAACAUAUUAGUAAUUCUAAGAUUUAUGUAUUGUUGUUGUUGUUUUAAUAUUGAAAAAAAAAGCAGUUGCCACAAAGCUGGUAUCUCAGGGUCCGUCUCCUCCCCCGCUCCCAAAUCUCCAAGGGCUCUUUGGCGUCACAAGCCAGCAACUCUCUUUGCAUGAGAAUUUCAAAGUUUAAUUAAUAUAAUUAAAGGCAACAGCAAGCAGCAGCCUGUGAAGGUUUUGCUCAUCUUUUUUAUGCCUUUUGACAUUGAAUGACCUAUUACUGUAUGCGCAUUACUCAGUUUUCGAGGGGGGCACCACGUCUUGGUGGAGAUUCAACUGUGGGGCCAAAGGAGGGGGGGAGCCCCUGAGAGAGCCCUCUUUUCCUCAAUUUAUAAAUUAAAUGUACAGGAGUGCCGACCAUUGGAAAAUGUUGACAAAGUAUAUAUUAUAAUUUUGGGGGUUGGAAACAGCGUUGUGUCACGUCGGCGGUGCCAAAUUAUGUUAGCGUGAGUGGAAACACUGUGGGGGAGGAAGGAGGCAGCAGCUGAAGAGAGAGGCUCAAAUGAUCCAGUCACUUUCGAUACUGUACUUCAGAUGCAAAAUGGAUAUUCGAGUCGAAACCUGACAAAGUGCGCCUGCUUUGAUGGGAACCGGUAUAGACAGUGACCAGUGGCUGGGUCAGUGGGAUGUCUCUCUGCGAGCAGGAAGGCUUAUCAAAUGACACUAAAAAUAAGUUCAGCAACCAUCACGUUUGAGGGGAAAAGGCGAAUAUUUCACAUUCGGUGGGCAUGCGUGUGCGCAAGACGGGAAAGAGCGAAGGGAUGCGUACUGGUCUAAUUAUCCCCCCUUUGUGGCUUUUCAUUGAAAUCGCAAGGGACGUAAGACAAUUCCCUUGGUCGGUGGCCAAACGUACGGCUCUUCCCAAACAAGACUGCCAUUGUGACGGAGCCUCUUGCUUCCAUCACACGUUGGCUUGAGAUGAUGUCUGUCAUCGGUAGUGAUGCCAACACUCCUUGUGAGCCCCCGUCUAUAAAAUCCUUUACCUAAAGGUUCUACAGUCUCUUCCCACUUUUACUAAUACCCUUCUUUCCAGAACCGAUGCAUCAUUUCACUGGGUAUGCAAUCCACUCUGGCUCGCUGGCGUCAACCAAUAGACCCACCUUCCCAUGUCAUCACAUGAGUUCCAAGAAGGCAUUUCACAGGCUAACUCAGGGGAUUUACGCUUGCUGUACAAUUAUUUAAAUUUCUCGGAUGCUACGCCAUGUAUAAUGUGUGGGUCUAGCAAUGUAAAUAAAGUAAGGAAAUGUGACACACUUUCUGCAAGCUCUAGCAGGAGUAGGAUUCUGCCUCCGUAAUCAGACCUACCAAUCUUUUAGACAAGGCAAUCGUUCAUUAAAUGCACAAACGGACAUUGUACACACACAGUCUCUCUCUCUCUACAAGCAAAAUUUAUUUUAUUAACUGCGAAACUCCUGGUGAAGUCUGUAUGAAUUUCUACUUCCUCAUCUCACAUUGAAAACUAAACCAUGUCCAUUUUCACUAUGUGUUGACCUUGAUAAAUGGUACUUCAGAUUAGGGUCAAAGCCCUUGAAACACUCUGUAUGGAAUCUGAAAUAAAUUUAAAUAUACCACAUGCAAAGAAAUGUUUUGGUUGAAUUGAAAAAUUCAGGAAAUAAUCUCUUUAAUAUCCCUACCAGAUAGCACAUAUGAAGC